AUGCAGGCUGCGGACCAGAACACUGCGGCAGCGACCGGCAAUCCGCCCGCUGCUGCUGCUGCUGCUGCUGCUACGACUACUUCUCCACCCGAGGUUGCCGUCGGACCCGUCGUAGAGGCCGUCGACCCAGAUCCCCAUGCUGCGGCUGAGGACGAUCAUGAUUCUUUAGCGGACACAGAGAGCAUCAUUACGGACUCGACUGCUUCGCUGGCGGAGAGCAUCACCGAGUAUCGUCGAAUCCACGGUCGCACUUACACGCAAAAGACAGAUUACUGGGGUCCCAACGAUGACCAGCAAAAUGAAGGUCUCGAUCUUGAGCACUACUGGGAGACCCUCCUCCUAGGCGACAAGCUCUUCCUCUCGCCGCUUGGAGAGAACCCUGGGAAAGUCCUUGAUUUGGGCACCGGAACCGGUAUCUGGGCUAUGGACUUCGCCGACGAGUUCCCCUCAGCCGAGGUGACUGGCGUCGACAUCUCGCCCAUCCAACCCGGCUGGGUUCCCCCCAACUGCAAAUUCCAAGUCGACGACGUCGAGCAGCCCUGGACAUGGACGCCCGACUUCGACUUCAUCCACCUGCGCCACAUGGAAGCCUGCAUUUCCGACUGGCCGGCCUUUUACAAGCAGAUUUACGACCACCUGAAGCCCGGAGGCUACUUUGAGAUCAAGGAUUUCGACAUCGAGUUCCGCUCGCAGGCGUACGGCGACGACCUCCCGGAGGACCACAUCUACCGGCGGUGGGGCAAAGUGUUCUUCGAGGCGGCGAACCGGCUCGGCAAGUCGAUGGACCAGUCGCGCGGCGAGCACAAGAUCGCCGACGCCCUGAGGGACGCCGGGUUCGUCGACGUCGUCGAGAAGAGGUGGGCCGUGCCCAUCGGCGGCUGGCCCAAGGACCCCCUCCUGAGGGAGGUCGGCAUCUGCAACCUCGAGUUCCACGACCAGUCCCUCGAGGGCUUCUCCAUGUUCCUGCUGACCCAGGUGAUGGACUGGGAGACCAUACCGGCCGGGGUCUUCGUGGCCGAGGCACGCAAGGCCCUGAAGGAUCCCAAGCUUCAGACGGUCAUUUACUUGCAAAAUGUGUACGGACGUAAGCCAGAGGAAUCCGGGUAA
This is a messenger RNA of Colletotrichum truncatum, 1107 nucleotides long. Its product is annotated as UMTA protein. Gene Ontology annotation, molecular function: methyltransferase activity. The record is from RefSeq and is a predicted model, not a curated record. Lineage: Eukaryota; Fungi; Ascomycota; Sordariomycetes; Glomerellales; Glomerellaceae.